Messenger RNA from Caenorhabditis briggsae, 3138 nucleotides. RefSeq names its product Protein CBR-UNC-71 (gene Cbr-unc-71). Gene Ontology annotation, molecular function: metalloendopeptidase activity. Gene Ontology annotation, biological process: membrane protein ectodomain proteolysis. The transcript is spliced from 9 exons. The coding region runs from base 1 to 3138 and encodes 1045 amino acids. Lineage: Eukaryota; Metazoa; Nematoda; Chromadorea; Rhabditida; Rhabditidae. The record is from RefSeq and is a predicted model, not a curated record.
AUGGUUGGAUUACUGAUGAUAGUGCUAUGCUCGAUAGGAGAGGUGAUAGCGAAAGUAGACAUUCGCCAAACGACUGCCAACAAGGCGUUCAUGGAAACGAUGCGAGCGGACGGCUACGAAAUCCGAAUCGGAAUCGACACCCGGAAUUAUUUUUUGAAAGCUCAAGAACAUUAUGCUCAUGUCACAAUUGUUAUUAGAUCGACACAGUUGGGACGGCUGAAAUUGGUGUUGGAACGGAACAAUUUUGUUUUCCUGAAUCAGACAGCGUUUCAUAAGUUGGACGCGGAUGGGGAGAGGGUUAUACAAAACCGCGUUGAAAAUUGCUACUACCAAGGUACGGUAGGCGGUGAGGAGAGCUCAUUUGUGGCACUGAGCUCUUGUAACGGACUCCGUGGUGUCAUUUCGUUUGCCAAUGGUACCACCUACGGUAUAUGGCCUCUCGACGGUGGUGAUCGAAAUUCCAGAAGACAUCCCCACAUUUUAUACAAAUCCGAAUGGGGUCAAGAAGCGAAAUGCGGGUCCAGUAUGGCUCAUUCUGUUGGAGAACGGGUUAAGCGAUCGGAAAAUAUUGUUCAGCAUAAACAUCGGAAGCAUCAUCGACGAUACGAAGGGGUGGAGCCUAAUUUGGCUAAAAGAGACGUGUCGAAACGAACGAAAUAUGUCGAAGUGGCGUUGAUCGCGGACUAUGAGUUUAUGAAACAACGCGGACUACACGACAUGGACGCCAUCUCCUAUAUGCUCGAGUCGCUGAAUGUCGCCGAUUCGAUGCUCUCCCGAGACCUAAACAUUCGUCUAUCAGCUGUCUACGUGGAAUUAUGGUCCGACGUUCAACGAAUCGAUCUACACGAAGACAUCGAACGGACACUAUCAGGAGUUGUGGAUUACGCGGCUGGCCACAUUUAUCACAUUCAGAAGGACGCGUCGAUUCUGUUCACCGGCGCCGGUGGCUUCGCGAAUCAAGAAGUUUCGAACGCGGCGAUUCGAUCGAUUUGUACCGCGCGAUCGGCGGUUAUUCUGAGGGGUGUUGAGCAGUUUGCUACGCAUUGGAAUGGUGAAUUACUGGCACAAUCGAUUGGACAUCUUCUCGGUUUGGAGCAUGAUACUACGGCGUGUAGCUGUGAACCAUCGCCAGAAUGUGUGAUGAGACAGCAGCCGGGAAGACUGGGCGCUCCGUUUACGUGGCAAUUCUCAAAGUGUUCGGUGGCACGGAUGCAUGGGAUUUGGCAGGAUGGAAAUAUUCAGUGCUUGUUGAAUAAGCCAUUUCAGGUCUCCGAACUUCGCGAAUGCGGCAACGGCAUCGUCGACGGCAACGAAGAAUGCGACUGUGGAACACGUGAAAACUGCCAGGAUCCGUGCUGCGACCCGCUGACAUGCACCCUACGACCUCAUGCUCAAUGCGCCGCCCAUCAAAAGUGCUGUCAUCGAUGUGAGCUUCGCAAAUCCGGAGAAACUUGUCGCUCCUCAAAAAGCCCAUGUGACGUGGCAGAAGUUUGUGAUGGAAAAUCCGGGGACUGUCCUCCAGAUGGCCACCUAAUCGAUGGAACGGUCUGCGGGCAGGAUGGACAGUGCUGGCGAGGGAAUUGCUCAGAUAAUCAUGAGCAAUGUCAAAAGCUAUGGGGACGAGAAGCCCGGGUCGCUGAACCCGUGUGCUUUGAGCAGAAUACCAAAGGAGCCGAAUAUGCAAACUGUGGAGUUCAAAACGAUGGAAAUUACCAUAGCUGUCAACUGGAGGACGCUCGAUGUGGUACCCUACACUGCCAUUCUGGAUCCUUGACGCCUACAGAUGCCACGUUGAAAGCUUUCACUUUUCAUUUUACCGAAAAUGAGAAGCAAGUACAAUGUAAAUCGAUUGCGCUGAGCACUAGAGCUUCAGGAAGUGCCUACCAAGCAUCUAUGGUCUCCGAUGGCACCAACUGUGGAUCCGGUAGAGUCUGCGUGGGCGGAUCCUGCGUUGAAAUGUCCUCUGUAACCUCUGCGACAGCUUGUCCCACUAAUAAUCUGGCUCUUUUGUGCUCUGGCCAUGGACACUGUACAACUACAGCUAAAUGUGUUUGCUUUAAUGGAUGGGCAGGUGCCGCUUGUGAUAUUCGCAGUAAUACAUCCACGUAUCAAGCUGGCAUGGGUUUUGACCCAUUUAAAACCAGCGAGAGAGAUGGCCACAUUUCCAUAGGCUCCAAGAAAAUUGUGAUUCCCCAUAUUGGGACCACCCUGGACACCAUAACUCUAUUCGCCAUUCUACUGGGCUUUGGAAUGUUCCUGAUGCUCUGUCUCGUAUGUUUGAUGGUAUGCUACCGUCGCCGAUCGAUAGUGGAGAUCCCAAAACCAUCUGACGAAAAGCUUGAAGAGUCCCCAGAUCGACAGAUUAAAUUUGGGAAUAUGCCAUCCUAUAGAGAAGAAAAGAGGAAGAGAAAGAGCAAUAAGAGGAUCUACGGAGCUCUAAAUCGAAUCACAGAAGCUGAUGAGCGAGAUUCAACCAGUCUGCGGUCUAGGGAUAGUGUUGGAAGUCAGCCAAUGCUUAUUAGGGAUCCCUACGCGACCAAUGAACACAUCUACGCGGAAUCCACGUCAUCCGCUGCCCCCAGACAGUUCCGAGGAAUAAACUCUGACGGAUCCUACCCCUUAAGAUCAUUUGGAUCGUGGAGAUCAUCCGCUCAAAUAAGCCCCGCCUCCUCAUCAGGACACCUUACCGAUGUAUCGACGUCCACGACGCCGUUAAGACUAAAUAAAAUCGGGAAGCUGCUGAAAACAAUGCAACAGUCGGAUGAUGAGGCGUCGGUGACGACGUCGCCGUUCUCCGAGAAUCACUAUCAUUUGCAGAAUUUGCAGCAGGUCAACGAGAGCGUGGAUCUGCUAAUAAUUCUCCAAAACCAAUCGCACCACCCGCUUCUAUCCGGCGGACGUCUAGACCAUGGAUACACUGGCGAAGAGGAACUCUCAGCUGUGGAAGCCGAUCACGACGUCGGAUCGAACACAGAAUCUUCUAGAGGAUGCGAGGAUCCUGGUGAUCCGGGAGGCUGCUGGGAUCCACCGUCGCUGGUCAAUGGAUCUUCCAGUGGAAAUAACUAUAAUUUCAGACAAAGUCCCUCGUUGUUUAGCGAUCCGUUUAAGCUGGAAAUGACGAAUAGUAUGCAUAAUUAG